Messenger RNA from Patiria miniata (bat star), 7028 nucleotides. RefSeq lists its product as uncharacterized. Lineage: Eukaryota; Metazoa; Echinodermata; Asteroidea; Valvatida; Asterinidae. Gene Ontology annotation, molecular function: hydrolase activity, acting on ester bonds. The record is from RefSeq and is a predicted model, not a curated record. Gene Ontology annotation, biological process: axoneme assembly.
AUGGCGAACAACUUCAACAGUCGACAGAGGGCUGCCCUGAAGUCAGUUCCAAGGAACAAGCUGCUUCUGGAGACCGAUGCGCCUUACUGCCCCCCAGUUGGCAAGAAACUGAAUGCCCCAUCUCUACUUGACUACACAGCUGAGUCGGUGGCCACCAUUCUGGGAGACAUCUCACCGGAAGAAAAGUCUACAAAUUGUGAUCCAUGGUAUCAACAGCCACCACACCGCUCCAGGGAUCUAGCCACCGCCGCUCCUUCCAAGCCUAGCUCUGGUCGCAUCAUCUCAUUGUCGCAUAAUUUCCAUCUCAACAACAAUGAUGAUCAAGAAACAGGAAGCCUCCCUAACCAGCAGAAGCCUUUCUGUGAUGCACUGUGCCAGGAAGACCCAUUGUCCAAUCGCGGUGGAGCAAUGGAGGUAAAUAACAACAUGGGAGGGGAGUUGCCGGGCGUCGACCAGCCUGAUGAUGAAGGCAGGGGCUACCCGGAUCAGUUCAGAGACUCCUUAGAUGAGCGUCCAGCAAGCAACUCGUCAGCUGAUAGUCGAGGUAUGGAUGACUCUCCUAUUGACGAACCUGCGGAUUCUCAGGAUAGUCUCAAUGCAGAAAAACAGUAUCAGGAUGACCUGAAGGAGCGGGUCCGGCAAUCCUUCAAGGACCUUGGGAUGGAGCCUGAAGGCGUCCUUAAUAGAAAAAACCUUGAGGAAACCAAUAAGAGUGCCAAAAGAAAGAAAAAACAGCCAGCGUCAGAGAGACAAACUUCUCACAAAUCUGGAAGCAGUGGAUCUCGGGACGAUACCAGAGGGGGGAGUGUUGAAGAUGUGGCAUCUGAUCACAGUAAUGAACCUGCCAAUUAUGCAGAUGAGCCUGCCGCGUAUGGAGAUGAGACAAAUGCCUAUUCCAAGGAUCCCCAAGGACAAAGUGAACCUAUUAAUGGUUCAAAUGAUCCAAUUGCAAGUAAUUAUCCUGAUCCAGAAAGUGCAUAUGAAGAUCAAGCCACACCAACCAGAUAUCCUGAUGAUAGGGGCCAAGAGAAUGACAACCUCACUGGGGCAUAUCCCAAUGGAGAUGAUGAUCAGAUAUCACACCCAUAUGGGGAUAUAGUAAACAGUGAACCCACAGAGGAAGGAGACCAUGCAAAUGACAACACUGCAGGCCAGGUUGGUCUGUCCCCCAUAAGACAGCCAGAGGAAGUCACAGGUGUUGAAAACAAUGGAGCUCCUGUAAACUAUCCAGAUCAAGACCAAUUUGAGGAUACUGAGUAUGAGAAUAAUCCUGCUGAAGAUGAAGGCAUAAGGAACAAUUCUAAACCUGGUGUAGAUCCCACGGCGGAUAGUUAUCCUAAAGAAGAUAACUAUCCGGAAGGUGGAAACUAUCCUGAAAGGGAUAGUUAUCCCAACGAAGACGGAUACCAUGAGGAUGCUCGGUAUCCAGAAGAGAGUGGGUAUCCAGAAGAAGGCAAUUAUCCUCAAGGAGGUAGUUACCCCAAAGGGGAUGCUCAUGACAAUGUACCUCGUGAGAAUGCCUACAUGCCAGAAGACGAAAAUAACUACCCAAAAGGUCAAACCCCAUCGAUCUCCUCAAGUUACCCCAGGAGAUAUGAUAAUCAAGAUUAUGCAGAUGAUGAGGAACAAUAUGAUGACAGAAAUCAGGCACCACAUGAGCAACAGGAACCCUUUGAUCAAACACCAAAUGAUUCGCUUGAUUAUGGACAACCCACUAGGGAUUCAAAUAAUGCUGUACCACCCGAUUCAUUGGAUUUUGAGGAGCCUGAUAAUGCUGCAAUAAAUCGUACUGCCCUAGGUUUCCCAAACACCCAAGUUUCUGAAACUUAUCCCCAAGACUCAUUAGAUGAUGGGUAUCCAGAACAGGCACGUGAGCCAACACAUCCUAAUGAUACUCAUGAAAAAGAUGAUACAGAUGACAACGGUGCCGAGGAUGCACCUUAUGAUUCCUUAGAAGAAGAGGAGUCGUACAAUGUGCCAAAUACUAUCCCGCCUCAAAGAGAAGAUGAGUCGGCUAAUGCUCAUGCACCAAAACAAAACAGUCCUCAGGAAGAACGGCCAGGAAAUAAGCAGCCACUUAGCAUCUCGCCAUUACAUAGUGAUGUAGCUCUAAGGAGUGGUCACAGUAGUAAUAACUCGUCAGCCAAUUCUAGUAGGGAGAUUCUCGGUGGCUUGGGAUCAGGGAAGCAUUCAAAUUCACAUGGAUCUCCUAGUGCUGGGGGAUCUGCAGGAUUGAAAGACCUUCCUCCUCAAGGUAGAAGGAAGACCCCCUCAAGGUCUGGAAGUCGUGGCUUGGGAUCAAGAGGAUCCAAUCGUCCUAAUUACUCGGACCUUGCAAGACAGCGUGGUUCAGCAAAUCAAAAAGGGUCUGCUGGGUCAAACAGUAGCAACAAAAGGAGAUCACCACAGCAAAAUCCUCAAAGUCAAGGGAACACGGUGCAAGGAAAUCAAACCCGUGUCAGAAGUCUGAGUAAUAGGAUAAAGGCAACACCCAUCCCUGCUGAUGAGCUUUCUGCUAAGGAGCUCCUUAAGAGAACAAGGUCUAAAUCAGAUGCUGCAGUUGAGGUGCCAAGAGUUGAACACUCAGACUCUCAAAUUGUCAGGAAGAACGGAGAAGAGGUCCGGGUGGCUUACAUAUCUGAUGAUAGUGGAGACGAAGGAGAACACUUCCUUGAUGAGAAGGGAAGCCCUGUUGAUCACUUUGGCAAACCUCUUUACAGGGAUCUCCAUGGAACGCAGACGAAACCUGAAGAACCAAAAGUUGAGUUCCGGAUUAAGCCAACACCACCAAAGGAGAAAAGCCCGCUUGAGUUACAAACCAUCAAUGCCAGAAGGACAUCUGCUGAUGAUGGAAGAAGUCCCAGUGGCAAGAAAUCCCAUGGUGGAAAAAUUACAAUUGCUAAGCCCUUUCCAGUGGAGGAACCAAUUGUAAAAAAUGAAGUGGGAAAUCAAAAUGGUCUGUCAAAUGAAACACUUCCACCACGGCACAGCACACCAAAACAUAUCUCAGAACCUAUGAUACAGAAAACUGCUGCACAGCAAGAAGGGGUUAAUGAAUCAACUCGCCCUCCUCCCUUUCAAGAUAAGACAGAGAGUCCUAGCAGCAGUGCUUCAAAAUCAAGGACACCCUUUGGAGAGGUGAGACUUAGAAGUGUUGGCACAGUAAUGUCUGGAAAAUCCAUGGGUCGGGGUAGGACUCCACCUGUUUCAGAGACCAAAGAGGGAGACCCUUACAGGGAUCUGAGGUUUGAAACAGAUGCUGCCCAAAAGCAUGGUAGAGAUAACAAAUCUGCUGUUCAGAGAGCCAUCAACAAUGAUUUGGAAGUUGAGGAGAAGAAAAGCAUAACAAAUCACACUCCUCCGAAGACCAGGAAGCCACUAAGCAGCACGUAUAAGAAGGAAGACUUUGAAAAACCAGAAGAUUACCCAUCUGUGUCAAGGGGUGCUUCUGGAGCAAGCUACCAGGAUAGGGGCAUCCAAUAUACACCUCAGGCAGGUCAGAACAGGGAGCGGCAGACUUCGUCUAAAUCCCAGGGCACACAGGAUCCUAUGUUUCAACAACCCUACAGUGCACAACAAGGCCAUCCAGUCCAUCAUCAGGACGAGUUCAAUAACCAGCAUCAGCAUUUGUAUCCAAAUCCCCAGAGCCAGAGUACCAUGAAUCAGCAGCCAGGAUUCCCUGGUGCUGCACCACAACAUAGCCAGGGUAACUCAGAUGGCUUUAGGAUGCAGCAAGGCUGGGAGCAGCAGGCUCCUGGUGUUCCUUGGAGUAAUGCCCAUCCAUCACAAGUGCCUCAGCAGUUUUACGGGGCUCAGCCAGCACCACAGUAUAAUCCCCAGCAAGGAAGCCACAACCCUCCAGAGGAAUACUUCUAUAAUCAGCAGUACUCGGGUUACAAUGUUCCAAUGGAGAGAUCGGAUGUCCCAUAUCAAGACCAAGCACAAUACUAUGAUCAGCAGCAUCCAUAUGAUACAGGUUACCAAAAUAACCCAGGUCCUGCCACACAACAGGCAAGACCUCCAGGUCCUCAAGACUACAUCAACCAUUCCCAAAACCCAAGCAGGGUAUACCCAAAUCAGGGCAUGCAACCUGCACCGGGGCAGUAUCCUAAUCCAGGCCUACCAGCACAGAAUGAACAACCAAGGCAACGUGGCCCACCAAAGACAAAGCCAAAUUUCAUCGACCUGAACAAGACCAACCUAGCCCGCGGUCCACCUAGGCGGAAAUACUCAGAGAUGCAAAAGAAGGUUCCUACUCCGACUCGCAUCAACCCCAAGAAGCCCUUGCCAGACAUUUCUAGGGAGAGUUCACAGUAUGAUGACCCUUUGGUGGAGGAUGCACAUUAUCCAGGAAGUGCCCAGACAUGGGCUCAUGAAGACUGGACCCAUCAGCUGAUCCAAGAUCAGCGAAACCUACCUCUGAGACGUGGGCACUCAGACACCAACCUGUACAUCCAGAACCAAGGACCUGGUCCCAUCCCACAAGGGUAUUAUCCACAGGGAGUACCUGCCAUGUCUGGAUACAAUGAAUCUGGUCCAGGAUACACCCAAGCUCCUCAAGCCUUCCAGCCUGGAUACAAUCAGACCUACCCACAGGUCCUUCGCAGCAUGAAUGGCCAACCUUACAGCUACUCGGCCGAUCAUGCUACCCAGAUUGCCCGGAACAAUGGGUUUGCACGUCCUCAGAUGAGUGGGCCUCCUAGGGCCAGAGUAGCUUUCGCAGAUGACUACCACGACAGCUUUGAUUCUGACAUGAACCCCAUGGUUUAUGCUAAUGAAGGGACAGGCGCAGGGUACCAGCAUGCAACCAGGAGAACAAGCCCAUACCACGUGCUGCCUGAUAUACCUGGACAUUCCAAACCUGGAGAGGAUGGCACCUCGCCACUGCGCAAGAGUGAUCCAGACAGCUACACAGCCCGGCUCCUGAAACAGAAGCAGCCGCCCCAGUACAAAGAGUACACCAUCAAGGACUAUCGCAACCUUAAGAGCGACAUCAGGCUGGGCGGACUGGGACCUGACCCAGAUCUCAUCACAGAAAAGCAAGAGAAGGUGAACCGUCAGCGAGACUAUGCUAAGACUGUCAUGCAGCAGAAUAAGAAGCAGCUGCAACAGACAAAGAGACUGUGGCCCCAGGAGUCUGUCACGCCUAAAGAUGCCUCACCCUCCAAGAGAGACAUUGCCCUGGCGUAUUCCCAAAGGGUUCCCAAGCCCCAGGUCAGGUCCGAUUCACCUACUGACGGAGACGACUGGCCCAAAGAUUCACGGACAUUGGCCAUGGAGUAUUCCAAGAAGAUCCCUAAGCCUCGCAUGCCCACUCCGCCUGAGGUGUUGCAUGAGCGCAUGUACGGGGCCUUGUCCCGGCAACAUGGGGCAUCCUCACGGCAACUUGGAGCAUCCUCACGGCAACAGGCCCAGGAGGAGGAGGAGCAUGAGGAGAGGGCGGCGUCUGAGAUGGCCAGGCUCGAGGAGCUGAGAGCUCGUCAUAUGAAGGAGAAGGAAGAAGUGGAGAGACUGAAGAUGGAGGCACUGUCUUGAAGAAUGACCUACUUAAGACAUCAGGCUGAGGAAAGAAAAACUUGCUCUUCAUUUCAUGCAUACCAAGCAAGUGUAAAUACAGUGCAGGAAUUCAGGUCCCAUGAUAAUGAGAUCAUGUGUUUAAAGCGAAAAGAUACACGUGACUUGAAUCAAGUCUAGCACUCUAACGGGUUGUUUUCGAGCACCAAAUAUGUGCAUCCCAAAAUUCCUUAGCGUGAUGAAAACAAAGUGCAGAUUUCCAGGAGAUAGUUGAGUGCAUGUUUAUUUUCAGCUGUUUAACUCAAACUCCCUAGGGAUUUUUACUAGGAUGCACUCUUAAUCCUGCAAAAUCCUCCUACUGCCUCCAUGUAUAAAUUGCAUACAGCCUCAAUCCUCCAAAAUCUUCCAUUAUUUAUUGCAUGUGGUCCUUGGAAGGGUGACCACUGCCUCAAUCCUGCAAAAUCAUCCGGCAAUUACUGUCAAUAUGUUGAAGCAGAGCCAGUGACUUCCUGGAGCAGUGUGGAUGAUUACAAGUUUAAUCUAGGCCUGGCUGAGCAUAAACAGCACAAGGUCCGGCCUAAAACCUUGACACGGGGAAUCCUUCAAAAUUAACUACAUGUUUUUGCCAUAUACUGGUAGCCUCAAUCCUACAAAAUCCUCCAUUUUUUUAAGGAGGAUUUUGGAGAAUUGUGAAGGCUAGGGUUAAUGAUCUUUCACAUGUUUUAAAGUAAAAAAAAAAAAUGCUUUCUGGUCGAAAGUGCUUCUGAAAUCAAAGGAAAAUUUGAUUUCUUCUUAAGUAUUUUGUUGCGGUGUUGCAAAGUGAUGCUUCCUGUAUUUGCUCUUUUUCAAUUUGCUGAAGAAUUCCGUCCAUUUGUGAACUCUUUUCCAACCGAAUUUCACUAUUUGCAAACAUCAUGGUCAUCUUAUUAUUGAAAUUUGAAUAGAGUUAGGGGAUACAUAUACAUGUACAUGUCAUCCAAUUUGAAUCAGAUACAUUUCUUGAUGGAAUUUUUUGUAUAAAGAAGAUAUCAUUUAUUGUAAAGUUUUGCCGUUUCGUUUGCCUACAUGCACCUGAAAUGUUUGCCUACAUUGCACUGUUUUUGUUUGUACAUAGCCAGAAUCGAGUGCUUGCAACCUAUAAAGAAAUAUUAUAUUUUGUGUAAACUGUUUUAGGAGGUGAUUUAACCAGUCCAUAAUGAUUAAGUAAAAUAUUGGUUGUAUAAAAAAAAUGUUCUGGAAUGUUUGUAAAUGAAAUUUACCAUUAAAGCAUUUUAAACUAAUAUACAAGUACCUGUAUUUAAGGGAAUUGUUAACAUGUGUACAUUUUUAAAAGGUUUUACUUUGUGUUAAGAGGGGCAAAAUGUGUGACAGAGAACAUGAUGUAACAACCAAAGUUGUUUGAAAUUGAAUAAGAUCUGAAACUUUGCAUGGCGGUAUAUCACUAUGAACAUCUUCAUCCCUUAAGAAUUCUUUAAAGAGCCAUUUUCCCUUGAAAUUACAGUUAACUAAUUUUU